Anopheles cruzii is the source of this 2302-nucleotide messenger RNA. Its product is annotated as eukaryotic translation initiation factor 2-alpha kinase 1-like. Bases 51 to 2183 code for a protein of 710 amino acids. The transcript has 2 exons. NCBI's taxonomy places the organism in Eukaryota, Metazoa, Arthropoda, Insecta, Diptera, Culicidae. The record is from RefSeq and is a predicted model, not a curated record. Gene Ontology annotation, biological process: protein phosphorylation. Gene Ontology annotation, molecular function: ATP binding; protein kinase activity.
AUUUUCUUUCCUGCCCGUAUUGAAAUGAGGUAAUCGGCCACCGAAAGGAUAUGGUUACAGCAAUGGCGAUGGAUUCCGACGACGAUGAUGAUCUGACCGUUGAUUGGGGCAAUCUGGAAACGAUCACACAGUUUGAUUCAGCGAGUGCCACGUCCAAUCUACUCUCGAGUAUAACGCGUACAACGGCCGAGAUGCACGAUGCUGGCCGUUCUUUACAGUCCCGUAUCACGACAAAAGCGACCGCUCCGGUUAGCUUACUGGUCGAGAGCCUAUUGCAGCAGCUGUGCACCAUGCUGGAACCGAACGUGGAACGGUCUCGUGACCUUUACCAAAGUAUCUGCGAAAGACUGCACGCCGUAAAUCUGAUUGACGAAACGUACGCUAUGGGAGAAUUCGAAAUGAUGCGUAGUCAGUACCAGAAAGCCCUGUACCACUUGGUCAGUAUCGCACGUGGCCAGGAUCUGCCGGUGGUGCUGCAGGACUAUUGGCCCCUGCAUCAGCCACUCGGUCUCGAGUGGUCCCGUUAUCAUCGCGAGUUUGAAGAAGUGUCGUUCCUGGCGAGCGGCGGCUUCGGGAAGGUGUUCCGUGCCCGGAACAAGCUCGACGGUACCGUGUACGCCGUGAAGAAGGUAACAAUCCGUUCGACCACCAUCAAGAACGUGUUGGUGCAUCUCGCGGAGGUGAAAACGUUGGCCAGUCUCAAUCACAUCAACAUCGUGCCGUACAAGGCGGCCUGGCUGGAACCGCUUCUGUCGCCCGGUAAAAGCUCCAACAGCACGAACGAUUCCUCCGCGAUGGACGAUGGAGAGGAAGAGGAGGAAGAAGAAGAGGACGAUGACGAUGACGAACAGAACGGAGUGGCCAGUUUGUACUACAGCCGAACGAAGCUAGAAAUUAGUGACUCUCUGAGGCGUCCGGAGCACGAUUCGGAGGAAUUUGUGCUCUUCGAAGGCAGCAGUGGUGGUCCGCCGGUCAGUGGUGGCGAUGAGAAUCGCAAUCAGGUGGUCGAACUCGAAGAUGCACCGCGGGGUGUGAUCAGCAUCGAGGACGCACAACCGCACCUCAACCUCAAGUGGGCCACACUCUACAUUCAGAUGACACUGUGCCAUCUGACGCUACGUGAAUGGCUCGAUGAGCGCAAUGCGACCGAAGAUUUCGACCAAUUCUAUGUCAAGUUCCAACAGCAACGGUUCUGCGACGAGCAAGGCGUAAGUACGGUCACCAGGAACGCGUUUUGUCGCCAAAGCUCACAGCUCGCCGGGGAGAUCGAUCCGAGAACAUCCGACGAGUGUUUGCUGGCGGAUCCGGAUGCGGCAUCCCGCGAUGGUUCCCAAACCGAAGGUCCCGUGCACCAUCUCGAUGUGGUGCUGGAUGUUUUCCAGCAGCUACUGAACGGACUGAACUACAUUCACUCCCGGGGCAUCGUGCACCAUGACAUCAAACCGAGUAACAUCUUCGUGAGUCGAUCGGACCACGAUUCGGCCAUCACCAUCCAGCUGGGUGACUUUGGGUUAGCGUGCCCACUGCAAAGCUCACACGCCGGCGUGGGCUUCGGGACACCGCUUUACGCGGCGCCCGAGCAACUCGAGGGCAAGUGUGACCCCAAGUCGGACAUUUACUCGCUCGGUAUCAUACUGCUCGAACUGCUCGUUCCGUUCUCCACCGAUAUGGAGCGCGCCGAUAUGAUCAAGCAAGUCCGCCGGGGCCAGUAUCCACCAGAUUUGGACCGCGAUUUUACGGCACUGCUUAAGAAUUUGCUGCAACAGCGACCGUCUCGUCGUCCGGGAAUGCUCGAUCUUGUGGAAGCCGUCAACCGGAUACGGAUCAAUCGCGAUAAAGUGAUAGCGGAACUGCGCCAAAGUCUUUCGUUGCGGGACGAUGAAAUUAUUAGCCUGCGGACCCAGAUCGACGAGCAGCAGCGUGUUCAGCUCGAGUCGGACGAGGAACGGUUGGUGCAGGAAAGGCGAACCUCGCGCACACUGGUCGUCAAGGAGCAGGAACUGAUCUACAUGAGUUUAAAGAUCAAAAACAAGGAAAUCGAACUGCGCAGCAAGGAGAUGGAACUGCGCACGAAGGACGAGGAGAUUUGCAAGCUAAAGGAAAUGUUGCGGACGUACCAGAAAAAAAAGGAAGGCCAAAGUGGUGACGCAAAUGGCCAGGAAACCAACGGUGCCGCACGUUAAUGAGCGGUGGCGGUAGAGUGAAAGACUUAAUUAAUUAGGAUUAAGGACCUUUUCUUUGUGUUCGCCAAUUUGAGUUUUUGACACUGUUUUGUAAUAUUCUACGUAAUAAAAGCCAAUGG